CAAGGCGCGGACGUUUUCAUUUUGGUGUCUUAGAGGGGGGGGUGACUUUCAACAGAGACUUGUCGGCCUGGCUGGUUGCUUUUAUAUCUGGGUUAGGCUUCUCUACUUUGUGUUAAAAGACAGACCUGCCAAAAUGUCCAGCAAAAGGGCCAAGGUGAAAACCAGUAAGAAGCGUCCUCAGAGGGCCACCUCCAACGUGUUCGCCAUGUUUGACCAAUCACAGAUCCAAGAGUUUAAGGAGGCCUUCAACAUGAUCGACCAGAACCGGGACGGCUUCAUAGAUAAAGAGGACCUGCAUGACAUGCUGGCUUCAUUAGGAAAGAACCCCACAGACGAAUACCUCGAGGCCAUGAUGAACGAAGCCCCAGGUCCCAUCAACUUCACCAUGUUCCUCACGAUGUUCGGAGAGAAGCUAAACGGCACAGACCCCGAGGACGUCAUCAGAAACGCUUUCGCUUGCUUCGACGAGGAAGGAACAGGUUUUAUCCAAGAAGAAUACCUCAGGGAUCUCCUGACCACCAUGGGCGACCGGUUCACAGACGAAGAGGUGGACGAGCUCUUCCGAGAAGCUCCUAUCGACAAGAAGGGCAACUUCAAUUACGUCGCGUUCACGCGCAUCUUGAAGCACGGCGCCAAGGACAAAGACGAUUAGGAAGGGUCUGUUUUUUUUUUUUUUUUGGCUGAAGACCCGUUGAGAUCUCACCGCUCAUAAUACCGCACAUUUAUUUAUUAAUUUUUUUGUAGGACGAUUCGCACAUGUCUGCUUUAGAAGAAAGGCACAUAGCACUACACGGCAGGAUCGAGAAACCUCGUCGUAUAUUGUCUCAAUAUACGUAUAUGUAUGUAAGUGCAUAGAAGUAAACAGUGGAGUACUCAGGAGUAAAACAAUGCUGCAGCAGUGUUACAGGGUUUAGAAGUAAAAGUGAGGAAGUAGGAUAAUACCAUUGCCGUAUUUCGUUAUUUACGCACUAAUUAUUUAAUGCGCUUUUGUUCCGACGCUAUUUAGUUUUUUGAGUAUGACACAAAGUGUUAUAAAAACCAGCCUUUGUAUUUCUUAACAUCGUGCUGAAAUAUUAACGUGAAGACUUACUAAGGGUGCUUACAGCCAAUGAAUUGUAACCACACGGAAGAGGCAGCUUCCUUUGUGUACCUACCAUACAGGCUACAAGAUUGUAAAAAAUGGGCCUUUUCACUUCGUGGUGCAGAGUAAAGCAAUAAUCGUACGCUGCAAAUUCUAUGUACCAAAUGCGUAACUGAAAUUAGGCACCGUCGAGUGUAGGAGGGGAUCAAUGUUGUGAUUGUGAGUUCCCCGAUUAUAAGAACGAAAGCAUAAAUCACUUCAUGAGCUGCUUAUCAAUCUGUGAUUCAUCUCAGGCUUACCAUUGGUUCAGUCCUGCAGCCUAUCUGCUCAGAGAGAACGUUUUAAUGUCUAGUGCGCUUGUGGCAUACCUAGGUGGCAUUCAUCUAAAAAUCUGAGAAACGAUAUUACCUAGACCUGCUCUUCCCAAGUUCACCAGGACAAAUAAAUCACAUUUCAUAGACUCUGGUUAUUUCAGGAUCUACUGCUUAGAUAACGUGUAUAAUAUUGUGCAAUUUAACGUAUGUACAAAUAAAAUGACAUUACUUCA
Messenger RNA from Silurus meridionalis, 1628 nucleotides. RefSeq names its product myosin regulatory light chain 2, smooth muscle minor isoform. The transcript has 4 exons. NCBI's taxonomy places the organism in Eukaryota, Metazoa, Chordata, Actinopteri, Siluriformes, Siluridae. Gene Ontology annotation, molecular function: calcium ion binding. The record is from RefSeq and is a predicted model, not a curated record. Gene Ontology annotation, cellular component: cytoplasm. The coding region runs from base 134 to 652 and encodes 172 amino acids.